Molecule: messenger RNA, 963 nt
Organism: Andrographis paniculata
Lineage: Eukaryota; Viridiplantae; Streptophyta; Magnoliopsida; Lamiales; Acanthaceae
Exons: 6
Coding region: 118-768 (216 amino acids)
Biological process (GO): maturation of 5.8S rRNA; regulation of gene expression
Cellular component (GO): exosome (RNase complex); nucleolus
Molecular function (GO): RNA binding; DNA binding
Source: RefSeq, a predicted model, not a curated record
CUAUGAAAUGCCCUAAAUCAAGAAACUUUUACAUUGUCUAAUUUACAAAACCCCAGCGUGAGAUUCCGAGCAAGACAGCUGAUAUCAAAUUUGGAAGAGGAGGUAAGGUGAGCAGCUAUGGAAGUCGACGGCGAAAGUGGUUGUAGCAGUAAAGCGAUUCCAGAAUCAGCGAUGGAGGCGGUGAAUAGAACAGCUAAAAACAUCGACGAAGUGAAUGCCAAUUUGGCGGAGUUCUUGUCUUACUGUAGCACCGAAACGCUUUCCAAAAUGGAGCCGCUUGAAAGGGCACAAGCCCUCUUCUUGAUUGCCAGAGCCACAACCGUUCUCUUUGCUCUGCGGUUAAGAUGCAAAGGUAUUGACCCCGAUGAACAUCCUGUCAAAAAAGAGCUGGAAAGGUUGAGCUUGUACCAAGAAAAGUUGCAAAAGUGCAUGGACUUGAGCAAAGCACCUCUUCGACCUUCAACAACAAUUAAUCCCCGUGCAGCAGCCCGUGUUAUUGGGCACUCAUUGCCUGAUCUCUCCCAUGAGCAGAAGCAAAGCAUGCGGGAAAUUAGCCGUGGAGAGGGCUCAAGAAUCAAAUAUUUGGAUAGAAAUCUCCAAAAGAAGAGAAAGUUUCAAUCCUCUGAUAAGCAAUCUGUUAGUUCCGCCGCACAGGAAUUCCUAGAGAAAGCAUCCCGCGAACUUCUUGGCGAUAAUAAGAAUGGUGUUAAAGGCCCUUUACAACCACCUGAAGAGGAUUCGGAUGAUGAUGUCAUAAUUCUGGAUUAAUUCAUAUGAUGGUGAGUUUUGUUGUUUUGUUUUGCCCCUCUCUGCCCGCCAGCUUCCAAACUGAAUUUUCCUUCUGGCAAAUUGGCAUUAGAAGAAAGAACUUCUCAGAAUUGCAGAUAGAAAAAGAAAAAGAACAGAUCUUUUAGCUGAUGAAUUUUGUUUUGUUGUAUUUCAACAGAGGGUUUUUGUUCAUCC